AUGCCAGAAAUAAAAAUAGAGAAACAUGCCAUUUUUGUUGACAAGGUUGAGAUUGUUCAACGCCGAAUUCAUCUUCUGACGCAGUGGCCCUCAUCUCCCUUACUAUUUCAAUACAAGGACGCACGGAUUUCGCCGCGCUAUCUUAUACUCAAGGCAGAACCUCCUGUUGAGGGUGUAUUGGAGCCGUUACAACCACCGAUCAGGGAGGAGGAGGCACGUUGGGUAGUGCGCGGAAUUGUGCGAGCUUUGUAUGCACUUCAUAGCCGUCAAUUGGUGCAUGGGCACCUGCGUCUGGAGGUGCUUCACAAGCAUCAGCCAUCAGGAAGGAUUCUUCUAGCGCAGCAUGUGUUUCCUAUAGAUUUGUUUGUGCCUUCUAGUGAUGUGGGACGAGGCGUCUGGCGCUGUUGUGCCCCGGAAAUUAGACGAAGUUCCGUGUUUGAUUAUAGUGCUGAUAUCUGGGCUCUGGGAGCUGUUUUUUUGCAGCUUGUGGCACCCGCAGGAAAACUGUUUGAAACAGCAGAUUUGUUAGAAAUGGAUGUUCUCUCUCCUGAUCUCAUGUCGUUGAGUCCUUCCGCUGUUAGUUUCGCCGUGCAGUGUCUCCAAGAGGAAGCGGGAGGUCGUCCCACCAUUGCGGAACUACUUCUGCAUCCAUUUCUCACGGAGAAAGACAAUGAAUUCGACAGCUACGAGAGUGAAGAAGAGAGCACCGAUGAGGAAGCAUGA
This is a messenger RNA of Trypanosoma rangeli, 723 nucleotides long. Its product is annotated as protein kinase. The record is from RefSeq and is a predicted model, not a curated record. Gene Ontology annotation, cellular component: cytoplasm. Lineage: Eukaryota; Euglenozoa; Kinetoplastea; Trypanosomatida; Trypanosomatidae. Gene Ontology annotation, biological process: protein phosphorylation. Bases 1 to 723 code for a protein of 240 amino acids. The transcript has a single exon. Gene Ontology annotation, molecular function: protein serine/threonine kinase activity; ATP binding.